Messenger RNA from Cyphellophora attinorum, 444 nucleotides. RefSeq lists its product as uncharacterized. The transcript has 2 exons. Lineage: Eukaryota; Fungi; Ascomycota; Eurotiomycetes; Chaetothyriales; Cyphellophoraceae. The record is from RefSeq and is a predicted model, not a curated record. The coding region runs from base 1 to 444 and encodes 147 amino acids.
AUGGGCAAACUUAUUAAAAAUCACUGGGGCAGGCUGAUAGUCAUCACCGCAGCAUGUAUCCAGAUGGCAGCGGCUAUCGAAGGCUUCUUCUGGCCUAAGAUCUUUUGGGACUUUCUGACGAAGAACCUCGACGGGGCAGUGAAGCCAUUUCCAACGUUACAAAUAUUCAACCUGAUAUUCUCGUUCAUUGGAUUGGCGAUGGAGUGGCCGUUGGUGCCAAUAACGAGGAUGUUGCCGGGUCUGCACCGAAGUCUGGAGGCGAGGAUGGUCAUCUACCCGCUGUUUGCAUUGGCAGCUCUGCUACAAUACCAAGCAACCAAUGCUGGGCUAUACUACCUCAUCGGAGUAGGAGUGUACUUCUGGGCAUUCAUUGAAGGCGAGACUGUAUGUCCUGAGCCAUGGACCUUGCCGAAACGGAAUCUACCACGAGCUGGCAAAGUAUAG